This is a messenger RNA of Fimicolochytrium jonesii, 696 nucleotides long. RefSeq lists its product as uncharacterized. The transcript has 2 exons. NCBI's taxonomy places the organism in Eukaryota, Fungi, Chytridiomycota, Chytridiomycetes, Spizellomycetales, Powellomycetaceae. The record is from RefSeq and is a predicted model, not a curated record. Bases 191 to 556 code for a protein of 121 amino acids.
UAAUACGAGUCUUUAUACUUUGACUGUUCUCGCAAUACUCGUGCAUCGAUGCGUACUUGCACCCUGUCUGUGGGCUGUGGGCUGGCCAACCCAUACCAUCUCACAAGCACAUACCCGCCGCCACCGCAACCCGCGGUUCGGUGAUUGCACCUCACCUGUUUCACGACCGGAAGCUCGGGGAGACACAGCGAUGGGGUCGGUCGGUCCCAUACCCGAGCCACUUGGACCUUUUCGUUUCUGUUUUCUUUUCUUUCUUUUUUUCACGACCCUUGCCGGCGCUGGCGUCCAGAGGGGGGGGGGGACAGGUCAGCAGGUGGAAGUUUUGUUCGAAUAUGGCCCAAACACUUCCCCGAAUCGCAGCGACAGGCUUCACCCUUUUCGCUUUUGCGAGUCGGAUGUCCCAACCCAAAGGCGGUAUGGAGUUUAUGGCAUCCAUCAUGCGGGCCGUAGAAAGGGAUAUGGUGGUUGCCCAGUCUCCGCCCACCCCCACCAAAGGACCCCCGCAAAACCAGCCAGGGCAAAGAUUCCAGUGGCGAACGCGAUGAAUAAACACUAAGCGGUUUUUUCCAACUCGGGUAGAACGGACGGUCUCUUAUCUGCAUUCGGAAUCGGUGUGAGGAGGAGAAGAGAUUCACUGUAGUUCCAGCCUCUCGCUUCGUUUAUCGCCAGUCUCUCGCCCAACUUCUUAUUACAGAG